GUGAAUGGGGAGCGGCGCCGCAGCCCCGUGACGUUGCCAGCUCCCUCUGAUUUCAGCUUAAUGAAAUCAUGCCCAAACGAAGGCUCCACGUCUGGAGUUACGACUCCGACCCCGUGAUCACUCACUUUUAUAUAUACACGAGGGAGGGGAAAAGCGUUUCCAUAGAGAGAAUAAAACCAGCUGAGCCCUCUUUAAGAACAAGAAAAGCAAAGCAAGGGGCGCAGAAGUUCAGGGCAACGCGCCUGAUGCUUCUCUCCUUGGAGUGAGCCCACAGCAAUCCUUUCCCAUCCCGACCACUGAGGACUACCAGGCCACCGCGAUGUCCCACUGCAGGCUGCUGCUCCUCCUCGCCCUGCUCUGUGCCACCGAGAGCAGCCGGGCUCUCCAUCUGUACAACCCCACCUCCAUCCUCAGCUGCCUCAACGCAGCCCUUGCCGAAGGCCAGAAGAGCUUCCCGGAGGAAAACACCGCCUUGGACAAGCGCAGCUUCGAGUCCCCAUCGCUGGAAGAGGGCUCUGAGGAGCAGGAAGGGGAUAACGUGGCAGAGGAAGAGAUAGGGAAAAGGACGUUCCCAGGGGAAGGCCAUUACAAAUACGUGUCCCAAGCGCAGGUGAAGGGGAAGUCGUACCAAAACCGAGCCAAGAGCGACCGCCGCACCAAGGUCACCCUCUCCCUCGACGUCCCCACCAACAUCAUGAACAUCCUCUUCAACAUCGCCAAAGCCAAGAACUUGCGGGCGAAGGCGGCUGCCAAUGCCCACCUCAUGGCGCAGAUCGGGAGGAGGAAGUGACCCUCCAUGGGCCAGAGGGGACUGAUGGCCAUGUACGAUAGCAGUGUUGUAUAGUUUUGACCCAUCGAGCUCACUUUCAUAUCUCUUCUUUGUCCUGCUCUCCUCCCUGCUCUCCUCCGUCGCUCCUCCUGGACAUUUCCAUGCACAGGGAAGAGGCUCAUGUCUGCUCCAGGGCAAGGGGACUGGUCA
Messenger RNA from Neopsephotus bourkii (Bourke's parrot), 979 nucleotides. RefSeq names its product urocortin 3 (gene UCN3). Gene Ontology annotation, biological process: digestion; hormone-mediated signaling pathway; cellular response to nutrient levels. Gene Ontology annotation, cellular component: extracellular region. Gene Ontology annotation, molecular function: corticotropin-releasing hormone receptor 2 binding; hormone activity. The transcript has 2 exons. The record is from RefSeq and is a predicted model, not a curated record. The coding region runs from base 320 to 790 and encodes 156 amino acids. Lineage: Eukaryota; Metazoa; Chordata; Aves; Psittaciformes; Psittacidae.